Molecule: messenger RNA, 816 nt
Organism: Papaver somniferum (opium poppy)
Lineage: Eukaryota; Viridiplantae; Streptophyta; Magnoliopsida; Ranunculales; Papaveraceae
Product: chitin-binding lectin 1-like
Exons: 2
Coding region: 9-644 (211 amino acids)
Source: RefSeq, a predicted model, not a curated record
CUUCAAUCAUGGCAAGGAACAUUUUAUCUAUUUCGGUAGUCAUCGUUUCUCUGUUUGUUUUGGUUGGUGUUCCUGGAGUACAUUCUCAAACGAAGGUGGGAUGCUUAGCAGGAGAAGAAAUGAUAAGCGUUCCAUAUAAUGGACAUUGUGAAACUGGAGAUUGUGCAACGAAACUGAAUAAGUUGGUUGUACCGGGUAGCACUAGAUUGACUCGUUCAAUGUGUGACCCACUGAUAUCAUGCCAGGGUUGCUACAUGCGAAUCACACCAUCCCCGCCACCACCAUCAAAUGAAUGCUAUCCAGGAGACGAAGUUAUUAAGCUUCCGUAUGCUGGUUCUUGCCUUGAGUGUGAACAGAAACUAAGAAAGAAGGCAACAAAAGAUUAUACUUUGUGGCGUUGGAUGUGCGCUGCUUAUACCUCUUGCGAAGGUUGCUAUACAAGAAACCCACCACCACCACCACCCUCCCCACCCCGACCACCGCCAUCCUCACCAAGUCCACCACAACCCUCUCCAACCCCACCACCGCCACCACCCUAUCCAAGCCCCGAUUGGGAGUCGUCCGUUUUCCCUGAAGAAAUGAUCCUUCGAAAUCCAUCUACACCAGACAAGAAAUGGUGCCGGUAUAAACUUGCGGAGUUUUAGUUAUUAUCAUGCAAACCUCACAGUAUCCUUCGUCCUGGUCCGGGGUUCAAUAGGCAUUUUCUUAGAGCUAGUAUGUGUUAGUUUCAUUUUAGAUGAUUGUGCUUAAAUCUUUCAUAUAUUUGUGUUCACAUCGUCGCACUCUUGGUUGUGAUUCUAGAUGGCUAGAUGUAGU